CAGGCCAAGACACAGCUGUCACAACUCUCGACGUACGCAAGAUCUCUACGCCAUAAGCUGGUCGAGAUGUCUGCCGGUUUCAACUCAGAACAGGUCCAAUCGCUGGUCCUCCACACUCUUGACUCGCUCCCAUCCAGCUCGACGCUCGAUUCUCGGGAACUCGUUCUCAAGCUCGAAGAUGGUUCCGAAGUCAAGUUCAACGAGGGAGACAACCAGGUGUUGUUGAAGGGUGUACUUGAUAGUCUGUUGAGCCGGGAGAUGGUACAAUUUCAGAUCAUCAACACAAGCACUAGCGUCCUGACAGCAGAGGGAGUCGAGAUUGCAACGAACGGAUCUCACGAAGCGAGAGUGUGGGCUGCGCUUCCCUUGAAGGGUCAGGGCGAACCUAUGACCGUGCCGGAUCUGCAGAAGGCUUUGGGACCCGAUACCACCAAGAUCGGUCAAGGUAAGGCUUUCAAGAACAAGUGGAUCUCGAAGGAAGGAGCUGGUUUCGUGAAGGCUGUCGAAUCUAUCGACGAUGUCGCCCGGUCACAGCUCGAGGUCAUCCGUCAGACAGAGACGCAUCCGGAGGGCGAGAAGCUAUUGGCUGAACUGAGAAAGCGAAAGCUGAUCACUGCACGAAAACACACGAGAUAUGAUAUCACUCGAGGUUCCAACUUCGCUACCACCGUACAAAAGCUCGAGACCGACUUGACCACCGAGAUGCUGACUUCCGGCGCCUGGAAACAAGCUCAGUUCAAGAAGUACAACAUGGCUGCUCUCGGUGAUCCUACCGACGGAGGUGCUCUACACCCUCUGCUCAAGGUCAGAGAGGAGUUUAGGCAGAUCUUCUUCGAUAUGGGUUUCACCGAGAUGCCGACCAACAAGUUUGUUGAGUCUGCUUUCUGGAACUUCGACGCCAUGUUCGUGCCUCAACAGCACCCUGCUCGAGAGAUGCAGGAUACCUUCUACGUGAAAGACCCCGUCGGUGCCGGCGAGCCCCCAGCAGACUAUUACGAGCGAGUCAGGAAGGUACACGAGACCGGUGGAUACGGUUCUAUCGGUUACCGAGCUCCCUUCUCGGACGAGGAGAGCAGGAAGCUGUUGCUCCGAACCCAUACCACCGCCGUCUCGACCGAUAUGCUCUAUCGGAUCGCCAACCAGGAGGGAGGUUUCAAGCCAUGCAAGUUGUUCAGUAUCGACCGAGUCUUCCGAAACGAGGCUACCGAUGCUACCCAUCUGGCAGAGUUCCAUCAGGUCGAGGGAGUAGUAGCAGACUACGACAUCAACCUCGGUCACCUGAUCGCGAUGAUGGAGACCUUCUUCAAGAAGACUGGAAACAACAAGCUGAGGUUCAAGCCCGCUUACAACCCUUACACAGAACCUAGUAUGGAGAUCUUCUCGUACCACGAGGGCCUGAAGAGGUGGAUCGAGGUCGGGAACUCGGGAAUGUUCCGACCAGAGAUGCUGGAACCCAUGGGUCUGCCCAAGGGUGUGCGAGUCCUCGGUUGGGGAAUGUCUCUCGAGCGACCUACCAUGAUCAAAUACGGAAUCAACGAUAUCAGGACUCUGGUCGGUCACAAGGUCGACGUCGCACAGGUCAGGACUGCUGCGGCCAUCAGGUUCGACAAGGGGGACGCAUGAUUUGUUAUAUACCAUUAGUACAGUAGUAGACAUUAUAUCAUGGAGUCCAUGAACGCCGGAUUGAGCGCAAACUUGAAAGCGAUAGAUGUGCCCCAUUUCGAGACACUACUGUCGUCAAGUUUUAAGGAGGCCCUGUGUUUUUCGCGCGUCUCGUGAGAAAGCGCCAUCAGCCAGUCGCGGAUCCUGGCCCCGCUGUCUGCCCAUGACCCAUGCCUCUCUCGAAGC
This is a messenger RNA of Filobasidium floriforme, 1848 nucleotides long. Its product is annotated as putative phenylalanine-tRNA ligase. NCBI's taxonomy places the organism in Eukaryota, Fungi, Basidiomycota, Tremellomycetes, Filobasidiales, Filobasidiaceae. The transcript has 12 exons. The coding region runs from base 67 to 1623 and encodes 518 amino acids. Gene Ontology annotation, biological process: phenylalanyl-tRNA aminoacylation. Gene Ontology annotation, molecular function: phenylalanine-tRNA ligase activity; tRNA binding; ATP binding. Gene Ontology annotation, cellular component: cytoplasm; phenylalanine-tRNA ligase complex; cytosol. The record is from RefSeq and is a predicted model, not a curated record.